CCUCACCUUAGCUCAAACUCUAUCGUACAGAAUGACGCAUGUCAGCUCCUCCACACACUGCUUAUCCUGGCUUGCCUUGCUAAUUCUCGGUGGUGCUGCCUUCCCUGCUCACAAGGCCACAACUCGCUCUUCCUCGUCACAACUUUGAACUAAUCGCGCGCCCCGUACGCGCUUUCCCCUUUCCCCGGCGAAAAUAUGGAGAGCGGAGUAGCGAGCUACGCUCCCCGCAAUCUGUUGCAUCGCCCGCGCUCUGCUGCGCCGCCUUAUGUUCCUUCAUCAUCAUCGAAAUCACUUAGAAAUGGGUGCCCGAAACCGAGCUCGAUCUUUGGCCAGUCAUUGAGGGCGGCGAGUCGUCCAAGGACCUUGCCAAGGAGUUCCAGGGCAGCAGGAUACUCAUCAGGAACCACCAAGUGUGAGAUUGGGGAUAGCCUGGAGGAGUUCUUGACGAAGGCAACCCCUGACAAGAACCUCAUAAGGUUGCUAGUGUGCAUGGGGGAAGCCCUGAGAACCAUCUCCUUCAAGGUCAGGACAGCAUCAUGCGGAGGAACAGCGUGUGUCAACUCCUUCGGCGAUGAACAGCUUGCAGUGGAUAUGCUUGCUGACAAGCUCCUUUUCGAGGCAUUGCAGUACUCCCACUUCUGCAAGUAUGCAUGCUCUGAGGAAGUCCCUGAGCUACAAGACAUGGGCGGACCAGUGGAAGGCGGAUUCAGUGUGGCCUUUGAUCCCCUUGAUGGUUCUAGUAUCGUCGACACAAAUUUCACGGUGGGUACCAUUUUUGGAGUUUGGCCUGGUGAUAAACUGACUGGUGUGACCGGAAGGGACCAGGUUGCUGCUGCAAUGGGAAUAUAUGGACCUCGGACAACUUAUGUUCUCGCUCUUAAAGACAUUCCAGGAACUCACGAAUUCCUUCUACUGGAUGAAGGCAAGUGGCAACAUGUCAAAGACACAACAUCCAUUGGUGAAGGAAAGAUGUUCUCUCCGGGAAAUCUAAGGGCUACUUUCGAUAACCCUGACUAUGACAAGCUGAUCAACUACUAUGUGAAAGAGAAAUACACAUUGCGUUACACUGGAGGAAUGGUGCCUGAUGUCAACCAGAUCAUAGUAAAAGAAAAGGGAAUAUUUACCAACGUAACAUCCCCAAGUACUAAAGCUAAACUUAGACUGUUAUUUGAAGUGGCUCCCCUGGGAUUCCUAAUUGAAAAGGCUGGAGGGUACAGCAGCGAUGGCAAACAAUCGGUACUAGACAAGGUAAUAAGUGGCCUUGAUGAGAGGACUCAGGUCGCUUACGGGUCCAAGAACGAAAUCAUCAGAUUUGAGGAGACUUUGUAUGGAUCCUCAAGACUUAAGGCUGGCGCACCUGUUGGUGCUGCCGCCUGAGAAAAACUGAGCCUCUCACCAGCAUCAAGCUUUCAAUCUGGCAUCAUAAUAUAGUGCAAAACAUUCGUCUUUGAUUUCAAAUGUGUUUAAUUCUAUCUAAAAUUUGAACCAACGAGGCGAGAGGUGUCAUCUAUCUAGUUCUCUCUGUUCGAGUCAUUCUCUUCUUUGUUGUGCAAUUUCUACUAUAUGUAUCUUCAGAUUUCUUUGGCAGUAAGAGCAUGGAAGUUUGUUCUUUAGCUACCAUGUUCAUCAUGAAAAAGAAGAAGAAGAAGAAGAAGAUGAUGAUGA
Molecule: messenger RNA, 1665 nt
Organism: Asparagus officinalis (garden asparagus)
Lineage: Eukaryota; Viridiplantae; Streptophyta; Magnoliopsida; Asparagales; Asparagaceae
Product: sedoheptulose-1,7-bisphosphatase, chloroplastic-like
Exons: 8
Coding region: 196-1377 (393 amino acids)
Biological process (GO): fructose metabolic process; fructose 6-phosphate metabolic process; gluconeogenesis
Cellular component (GO): cytoplasm
Molecular function (GO): fructose 1,6-bisphosphate 1-phosphatase activity
Source: RefSeq, a predicted model, not a curated record